AGUUGCGCUUUCUCCAUCUCUUCUCUGUUCAUCAGAGCCUGUCGCUGCUUCUGUUACUGCAAGGCAAUCUCGCGAUUCCACCGCCACGCCACGUCGUCACAGACCAACUUCGUUCCUCGUGAACAAUAAAGGCGCUCUUCCCGGGGCUCGUGGCAUCUCUUUGGUCCGAUCGAUCGUCCUUUCUUUUUCCUUCUCCCUCUCUCCCCUCUCACUUCUUUGAACCGCCUUUUCUUGGUAGUUCAAACAAACAAACAAACAAAAAAGAAAAAGAAUUCUCCCCCGCCGGUCUGGGCAAUUAAUCGAACACCGGAUGAUGUUCCGUCCGCCUUCAAAUUGACUCCGUUCUGUCCUCCCCUGCGUUUCGCGUUGUUCCUCCUCACGUCCGUUUCGCCCUGUUCCGGCACGUGAAGUGGAAGCCUCACCAUCUGCGCGAUCUUCAGUCACCGCCAGCCUGACUACCACGCUAGUAGUCUUGACUCGUCCAUCAUGUUAAAACCCGCCCAGUUUCUAGAUACCAGACGGCGCGAUAGUUUUGAAACCAUGGCUGAGUCGUCCCCGUCAUCUCGCCAGCCUCCGUCGCCCUGGACCACCACCUCCUCCACGCCUGUUUCACCCGCUGUGUCUCUUUUCUCUGCCAAGGGCCACACGCGCUUUUCCAGCUCGGUUUCGUCCCUGGUUUCAUCCCCGGGGCACGGAAACUCGAUGGAGAGCCCGUCGCGGAAUCCCUUGACAGGAGUGAAGGAAGAACCCUGUGGGUCUCCGCCCAGGGACCUCGAGGAGGAUUAUUUCCAACACUUUGACCAAGGUCUCUCGGUCGCCGAGGAUUCAUACUACGCUUCUUUCGAUGCUUCUGACAGCUACGAUCUAACGGAUGCCGGCAUGGAUCUUGCACAUUCGCCCAGGAAUCGACGCUCUGAUAGUAUCUCCGCCCGGGGUCUUUCGCGCAUCGGCUCCCGAAUCUCCACCAUCUCCACUCGCUGGAAGUCCAAACGUGCCUCCGAUGGCCCGGACGGUGCAGAUGUAUUCGCAACACAGCUGCGUUCCCGCACUAAUUCAGCAUCAUCCGCCAUAGCCAGUCCCACUACGGGUUCUUUCACUCGCGUCAAUUCGAUCCAGGUUCCUCCAUCACCCGCCAGGACUAUCUUUGAGGAGGCCAUCAGCGAAGCCGGUACGCAACCUAUUGAUAUCAGCAAAGCCAACCGGUACAGCCAGGAAGAGGAUUCGGCCCCUCAAGCAACGACUCCCCUACUGCCACCGUUCAUGGGCGACGAAUCAUCCUACCAGACCGCGUCUCGCGUCCAUUCUCCGUUACAAUCCCCUUCAGUAGCCGACAAUAUGGUAGAUGACGGCCCAGUUGUCUGCAGCGCUGUCGCCGAUCUGCGAUUAGCAGGCUUACCUUCACCACCCCUCUCGUCCAAGCCAUCUGUCGCAUCGUUCAAUCGUCCACGAGCCAGUACAGUGCGGACUGUUUCGGGAGAUGCGCCUCCAUUCACGCUCUCCGACCCAAAUGACGAGUGGGCGAACAGACUCGGUCAUGCCAACUUUACCAUCCAGCCGGAGCCUUAUGUACCCGAGACCUGUGACUUGGGAACGUUUGGGCAGCUGCGCGCAGAUUGGGACCUGGCUCAGUGCAACUUCAUGCGCCAUCUCGUGCGGACUGGCGAACAUUAUGGCGUUACUUCCACGAUCUACAAGCUCACCGAAGAGAAGUGGGAGUCCAUCAAUCGCGAAUGGCGCCGCCAUCAUGAGGCGAUGCUAUCUGAGCUAGAAGUGACAGAGGGACCCCGUCUUAGUUUGAUGAAGUCCCACUGUGACCCUUGCGACCCGGUCAAAAUCCCUCGCCUUCACGACAACAAGUUCCCCGAGCUAGGCGAUGGCGAGAUCGUGGGUCCUAUGAAAAUCGCUCCAGCAGCGAAUGGAUCCGGACUAUGUCGCACCCGUUCGUUGAAACGCAACUUUGUCAAGUUCUUCCAGGAUCUCGUUAUUCGGUCCUGAUUUGACUGCCUUGACACGAACAUGGAAACAAUUAAUGACCAUAGACAGACUGCGGGAGGCUUACGAUGUAUACCAUCCUACGACUUUUCUUAACGCCUCUCGAACGAUUGAUUC
This is a messenger RNA of Aspergillus neoniger CBS 115656, 2109 nucleotides long. RefSeq lists its product as uncharacterized. Bases 487 to 1995 code for a protein of 502 amino acids. The record is from RefSeq and is a predicted model, not a curated record. NCBI's taxonomy places the organism in Eukaryota, Fungi, Ascomycota, Eurotiomycetes, Eurotiales, Aspergillaceae. The transcript is spliced from 2 exons.